AUGUCAAGCAAUGAGGCUUUGUCACCAGCAACAACAAAUGGAUCAAUACCAUCGCAAUUGAGGCGGAAGCACCCAUGCGUUCUAUGUCAGCAGAGAAAAGUGAAAUGCGACCGCAAUGAGCCCUGCCAGAAUUGCACAAAAGCAAGAGUGGAAUGCAUAUCACCGUUGACAUUACCUCCCAAGAAACGGAAAAGGAGAUUUCCCGAAGCAGAGCUGCUAGCGAGAAUCAGGCGAUAUGAAGAUGCUCUGAAAGGCUAUGGAGCCGAUUUAGAUGCUAUCAACGGGGAAGGAGGUAGGACUUCACUUUCUUACCAAGGGCAGUCAACUCUUGCUGCAAAGCAAGCAGAGACAGAAUCCAAUGUAAUGCCCCGAUCAGAAGUGGUGGCCCAGCCUACACGGUCCCUAUCUAUCAGGAGAUCUCUAAGGCACGUUAAGAACAAUUUGUGGACCGGGAUAAAUGAAGAGCUCAUGUCCUGGAAUUUCUAUCGAGUAUCACAAUGUGGACAAACUCCUGAAGCGUUCAAUAAAGCCAUUAUCAGCCCUGUCUUGAAUUCAGCUGAUGGUUUGCAUGAUCAGUUCCGAGACGCCGAAGAGAUCCUCCAAGGCUCAUCAGAUGAUGAGUUGUACGAAAAUCCAAUCAGCAAGACCUACGAUGCUAUCAACGGCGAUGGUAGCGACUUUCUUUUCACAAGUCCCAAUUCAGCAACUCCAAUCAGAGAUCUUCAUCCUUCACCCGUGCAAAUCUUCAGGCUAUGGCAAACGUUUAUCGACAGCGUUAAUCCGCUUCUGAAAAUAUUCCAUGCUCCUACCGUUCAGCAGCAAGUUCUGGAUGCUAGUGCGGACUUAGAUAAUGUCGACAAAGGCAUGGAAGCUUUGAUGUUUGGAAUAUACUCCAUUUCUGUCAACUCCAUGGCCGAAUCGGACUGCUCUGCUAUGUUUGGCGAAGACAAAACUAUCCUACGAGAAAGAUUUCAGGAAGGCGCUCGUCAUGCCUUUCGAAGAUGUGGCUUACUUCGGUCUUCUGACAUGACUAUCUUGCAAGCUUUUGUCUUGUAUCUGUAUUCCUGUCUCAAUUUCUGCAUCGACCCCCGCUCAUUAUUCUGUCUGUCUGGUAUUGCUGUAAGAAUAGCCCAGCGUAUGGGUCUCAACUUUGAUGGCACCAGUUACGGCCUCCUCCCUUUCGAAGUCGAGAUGCGACGAAGGCUAUGGUGGCAAAUAGUACUCCUCGACUUCCGAAUCUCCGAACUCUCUGGAGCUGGCAAUUCCAUUCUAACCCAUGUUUGGACGACAAAACUUCCCCUGAAUGUCAACGACAGUGACCUUUUCCCAGACAUGCGAGACCCGCCCACGGAACAUCCAGGCCGAGUGACAGAAAUGAUCUAUGUCCUCCAGCGCUGCGAAGCUGCUGAUCUUCUCCAGAAGUUACGCGACUCAACGGAUCCCGUCGCCGUCAAAGACGCAGCUAUCGAUGAGCUCUCGAAAAGAAUCGAGCAAAAAUAUCUCCAGUAUGGUGACCCUUCAGUCCCUCUCCACUUAUUCAGCACCAUCAUGGCCCGUUCCGGAAUGUGUAAACUUCACAUUGGUCCACGACAUCCACAUCUCAUCCACAGCAAGGAGCUCAAGAAGGACGAAAGAGAUCAACUAGUCAAAUACAGCUUGACUAUGAUCGAGAAUCAUAACAUCUUGAUGGCUACCAAGUGCCUAAAACCCUAUCUAUGGCACAUUCUCACCAACUCACCCUUUCCGGCACACAUUUACCUUCUCGUCGCUCUGCGCCACCACGCAAAUGACGAGUUAUCAGACAGGGCGUGGACCCACAUCGGUGAGUCUUUCCGACUGCGCAGAGAAACAUGGGCCCACAACGAAUCUGUCAAACACAGUGGGACUGCACUUCAACUCGCUCUGGCAAACUUGACUAUCAAGGCAUGGGAAGCUCGUGAGAAAGAACGACAAGGCAUCGCGACGCCAGAUUUCAUCACCCACCUCCGCGAAGUCAUAUCAACGAAGAAAGCCUCGAGAGCAGCACAGCAACAAACGCCGACAGAUUCAGGUGAGAGCGAGAUAGUAUCUGGAGCGCCUGCUGAUCCCUUUGGCGGUGGAUAUCAGUGGGGAUUGAAUGAGCCGACCUCCAUGAUGGACUUCGGCCAGGGUCUCGAUCCAAACGUAAUGCCGGGUUUGAUGCAAGACCAAGGAGGAGCCAUGGGCUGGGAAUUUUGGAAUGAUUUGAUGCAAAUGCCAGCAAUUCCUGGGUUUGAUGGGAGUGCUGGGCAGGGUGUUUAUCCCGGCUGA
Molecule: messenger RNA, 2289 nt
Organism: Mollisia scopiformis
Lineage: Eukaryota; Fungi; Ascomycota; Leotiomycetes; Helotiales; Mollisiaceae
Exons: 5
Coding region: 1-2289 (762 amino acids)
Biological process (GO): regulation of DNA-templated transcription; DNA-templated transcription
Molecular function (GO): DNA-binding transcription factor activity, RNA polymerase II-specific; DNA binding; zinc ion binding
Source: RefSeq, a predicted model, not a curated record